Leptinotarsa decemlineata (Colorado potato beetle) is the source of this 1583-nucleotide messenger RNA. Its product is annotated as Tachykinin-like receptor at 99D. The record is from RefSeq and is a predicted model, not a curated record. Lineage: Eukaryota; Metazoa; Arthropoda; Insecta; Coleoptera; Chrysomelidae. Gene Ontology annotation, cellular component: plasma membrane. Gene Ontology annotation, molecular function: tachykinin receptor activity. Gene Ontology annotation, biological process: G protein-coupled receptor signaling pathway.
UUUAGUGACUACAUUUGUUACCGACUGUUUAAAAUACAUCAAUAAGAACAUGAAAGGCAGUUGACUGGAAACAAAAAUAAAUACUUCGUCGAAUCUGUAUUAUGUGUGUAUGAUACAGACACCAACAUCCCAAUCAAUCGAGGAUUCUGGCCAAUAUUGUGGUUCAAUAAAACUGUUCAGUCUGUCGAAAAACUUUCGUAACGAAUACCCACAUUUGAAAGGUAAAAGUAAGUGUUAUGAGACAUCAAAAAGAAACGAAGUGAGAGUUCAAUUUCUUGGCAAAUUCGUGGAAACUUUCAGAAUCCACAUUUUCUAAUUGGAAUAUGAACGACAGAGAUGUUUUGUUUCAAACAGAAACACUAAAUAGCGGGACUGAUAUGGGAUUCAAUAACACAGAAAUGGCUGGCUUGAAAUUCACACUGCCGAUAUGGAGACAAGUUCUAUGGUCUAUUUUAUACGCAGGAAUAGUUUUAGUUGCUACAGGAGGAAACGUCAUCGUUAUUUGGAUCAUUUUAGCUCACAAGAAGAUGAGAACAGUUACAAACUACUUUUUGUUGAAUCUCUCCAUAGCUGAUACGAUGGUUUCUAUUUGCAAUGUUACAUUCAACUUUUGGUAUAUGCUUUAUGCCCAUUGGCCAUUUGGAUCUGUAUAUUGUAAAAUAACACAAUUUUUUGCUGCUCUGUCAAUCUGUUCGUCGGUUUAUUCUCUCAUGUCUAUAUCAAUCGACAGGUACAUAGCCAUUUUGACACCGUUAAAACCUCGAAUGGGAAAGACUGUCACUUUAAUUGUAGCUCUCAGUACUUGGAUAUUGGGUACUUUAGUUGGUAUGCCAGAUAUAUUGUACUUUCAAUCAAACCCUCUGAAUGGUACAGAUAGAAUUGUUUGCUACAUGAAAUGGCCUGAUGGAAAAGAAAAUGCAUCAAAACUGGAAAUCAUCUACAACAUAUGUUUCACCGUCAUAACAUAUAUUAUACCAAUAGGAGCAAUGAUAUUUACCUACACAAGAAUAGGAGUAGAAUUGUGGGGAUCUCAAUCAAUUGGAGAAAUAACGGAGAGACAAAUGAAGAAUAUUGAGAGCAAAAGGAAGGUGGUAAAGAUGCUGAUAACUAUUGUCACGCUGUUUGCAGUCUGUUGGCUUCCCUAUCAUUUGUAUUUCCUUGUCAUAUUUUAUUUUCCCUCGUUGACUGGAUUGCAAUACAUACAGGAAGUUUACCUCUUCAUUUAUUGGCUGGCUAUGAGCAACUCUAUGUAUAAUCCGAUAAUAUAUUGUUGGAUGAAUGCUCGGUUUCGAACAGGAUUCAAGAAAAUUUUUACUUGCCUUCCUUUUGUCUCUCUCAGUCCAAGUCAUACUUUCACCGACAGAACUCUCAGCAACUCUACAAAAAGAACCUUUUCCUAUAACGGGACACCAGAGCGAAGAAGAAUGCCACAAUUAGAUUAAUUGCUAUGUUGAAGUGGCUGAAACCAAGUGGUGAUUGAUAUUUUCAAACUUGGUGUUGAAUAUAUUAAAUAUUUCACUUCAUCAUUAGUCAAGCAAUGAAAUUGUAUGUUAUUUCUAUGUUGAAUAAAGGUUGGAUACUUU